GGGAGAACGGCGGCGGCGGAGCCGGGCGGGCAGUCUCUGACGCUUGGCGGCGGUUGUAGGAGUCGGUACCGGCUAGGUGGAACGGGGCGCGGCGGCCGUCCGGCCUCGCUGCCUGCCUGUCCGCCUACCUACCUACCUACCUACUUACCUACCUACCUGUCCCAGCUCGCUGCCUUCGCGUGUCAGGCUGCCCGGGCAGUUCGCCCCUCUGCCCGCUGUAAUUUCGGGGGUCGCCGGUUGCCCGGCAGCCCGCCGGUACUGUCACCCCUCCCCACCCCUCCCCCGCCACUGGGCGGCGGCGGCGGGGGUCUCAGAGGGCACUCCCCACCAUGGCCUUCACCUUCGCCGCUUUUUGCUACAUGCUGUCGCUGGUCCUCUGCGCCGCCCUCAUCUUCUUCGCCAUCUGGCAUAUAAUUGCCUUUGAUGAACUCCGGACAGACUUCAAGAGCCCAAUAGAUCAGUGCAACCCAGUCCACGCAAGAGAGCGGCUGCGAAAUAUUGAACGCAUUUGUUUCCUCCUGCGAAAGCUGGUGUUGCCAGAGUACUCUAUCCAUAGUCUUUUCUGCAUAAUGUUUUUGUGUGCACAAGAGUGGCUCACGCUGGGGUUAAAUAUUCCUUUGCUGUUCUAUCACUUCUGGAGGUAUUUUCGUUGCCCAGCAGAUAGUUCAGAGCUAGCCUAUGAUCCACCUGCAGUCAUGAAUGCAGAUACCUUGAGUUACUGUCAAAAAGAAGCCUGGUGUAAACUAGCUUUUUAUCUCCUUUCCUUCUUCUACUACCUGUACUGCAUGAUCUACACUUUGGUGAGCUCUUAACUGAAAGGUCAUCGUUAAAGACUGCAAACAACAAAGGCUGGAAGCACAAAGAGGAGGGACCCAAGUGAUGCAUGAUUAAACAAAAAAAAGAAAAAAGAGGGAAAGAAAAAGGCAAAGAAAGGACAAUUUUGGACCCAAGAAGUAAAUAGACUACGUGAAAGAGAGAACCAGCAAGAACCAGCAGAGUACUAUGGCAGAAUGUCUGCAUUAUCUGUGGUGUAUCUCCUGUGUUGCCAUCAAUGACUUUCAAACCCCAAACUAAACAAGACAAAAAUGCAACAAGCUGGGCCAAGCAACACAACUGUUCACCUCUCCAGGGAUAAUGCUGCUUGGUUUAGCAGAUAUAUUGUAAACUACAGUCCCUGCUGUCUUCCAGGGAGCAAAGUUUCUUUUGUUAAUGACCAUUCUGGACUGAUGAAGCAGAGGCCAAGAUCAUCUUACACAGAAUGAACAUCUAUCCAACCUAUUGUGACAAUGAGCACCACCUGGAGUUCAGAUAAGAUGUGUGACUGGUCACAGAAACGUAGAAUCAACCAACUUGGAAGAGACCUCCAAGAUCAUCCAGGCCAACCUAGCACCCAGCCCUAUCCAGGCAA
Pogoniulus pusillus (Red-fronted tinkerbird) is the source of this 1408-nucleotide messenger RNA. It is a transcript of the gene CNIH3, whose product is annotated as cornichon family AMPA receptor auxiliary protein 3. Gene Ontology annotation, cellular component: synapse; dendrite; COPII-coated ER to Golgi transport vesicle. The transcript is spliced from 6 exons. The record is from RefSeq and is a predicted model, not a curated record. NCBI's taxonomy places the organism in Eukaryota, Metazoa, Chordata, Aves, Piciformes, Lybiidae. Bases 330 to 812 code for a protein of 160 amino acids. Gene Ontology annotation, biological process: regulation of AMPA receptor activity; endoplasmic reticulum to Golgi vesicle-mediated transport.